AUGACGAAUCAUUCAUCCGACCGAGCCCUGGCGCCCCUUCUGCGCUCACCCUCUUCCUCGACCUUGGGCCCUCUUAGCUCGCGAAGCUCUAUCAGCGAUGCGUUCCCGAAUCCGAAGCUGCGGCGCAAGACUCUCGCCCUCCGCUCCGUUGCCUUCGUAUCCGCCAUCUUAGCUGCCCUCGGCGCCGGCUCCAUCACCGUCUUCUCCCUAUAUGGCCACCUCUUCCAGUCACGGCUGCACUACACCCAAUUCCAAAUCAACGGGAUCGCCAGUGCCAUGUCGAUAUCCAUGUACCUACCAGUCCCGGUCGUCGGAUACAUGUGCGAUCGCGUCGGGCCAGGGCCGCUGUCAUUCGUUUCCGCGCUACUACUCGGAGGUGGUUAUGGCUUGGCUGCGGGCCUAUACCAGAAGGGUGUAGAACAUUUCAGCGCCGGUGGGAAGGGAUACACGACGUUUCCACCUAUGGUCUUCGCCUUUGUGGCCAUUGGGGUUGGUACGUCGUGUCUGUAUCUGAGCGCAAUCACAACCUGCGCCAAGAAUUUUGGUAAGGGCAGAUAUCGCGGUCUGAUGCUUGUGGCACCGAUCGCUUCUUUCGGGUUGAGCGGUAUGGUUCUGAGUCAAGUCGGAAGCCGUAUCCUUUACGAGCGACAACCGGACGGGCGCAAGGGUGACGUGGAUGUGUUCCAUUUUUUCUUGUUUCUUUCUAUUCUGCUGGCCGUUGUCGGACUCCUCGGCACUUUCACUUUACGCAUUGUGGAUGAGCAGGACCUCAUUGAUGGAGCCGUGGAAGAGCUCGAACGUAGUGGGCUGCUAGAAGGUAGCGAGAUCUUUCGCCGCAGAUCCGAGCGCAACUACGGUACUGUCGGCCCGGCUGCUGAGGACGACGAGCACGCGGGUAUUCUUGACCCGGAAAGAGACGAUGAGACGGAUGAUGUGUAUGCCAGGCUAAAGAAGGCCUGGCUACUGAACGCCGAGACGCGAAGAUUCUUGAGUGAUCCUACGAUGUGGUAUUUCGCCAUCGGCUUCUGGCUCAUCAUCGGACCAGGCGAGGCAUUCAUCAAUAACCUCGGGACUGUUAUUGGCACCUUGUACUCGCCGGACACCAAGUCGAGUGCCACAUCGGCGGCAACUCACGUCUCUAUUAUGGCAACUGUCAGCACUGUUGCUCGCUUAGUGGCAGCGUCGCUAAGCGACUUCUUGUCGCCGAGUCCGCAAAGUCAGUACAUCCAGAUUGGUGCUCCGUCCCCCAUUCCGCUCCUGCGACAGAAACUCUCGGUUUCACGCGUUGCCCUGUUUAUCGCUGCCGCGCUCAUACUCUCAAUCGGAACACUGGUGUUGGCAACGGGAGCGUUACAGGCGCACGGAGGGCAAUUCUGGAUCGUGUCCGGCUCUAUCGGAGCUGGCUAUGGUGCAGUGUUCAGCCUCACUCCCAUCAUUGUUACCAUGAUCUGGGGAGUCGAGAACUUCGGCACGAAUUUCGGCAUACUUGCUCUCACACCAGCCAUCGGGUCUGUGAUGUGGGGUCUCAUCUACUCGGCUGUCUACCAAGCGGGUGCCAAUAACUCGCCGUCUCUGACAGAUGGGAUCGAGGAUGACGACGUCUUCUGCUAUGGCAAGCAGUGCUACUCUUCAACAUUCUGGGCCAUGACUGUUACCAUCUGGCUCGGAAUACUUAUGAUUCUCUGGGCCUGGAAAGGCCGGAAUGGCUGGUCGAAGAGAGGUAUCGUAAUUUAG
Messenger RNA from Anthostomella pinea, 1734 nucleotides. The record is from the annotation of a GenBank genome assembly. NCBI's taxonomy places the organism in Eukaryota, Fungi, Ascomycota, Sordariomycetes, Xylariales, Xylariaceae.